GCUGUUUGACAGUGAUGCGGCUUCUUAUAAUUCGAAGAAGAAAUGCGGCGCUUCUUCUUCCUGUGUGGUGAGUACAGAGGAUCGUGUACAUGGCACACUGAUGUCGGUGUGUGUCACACUCGUGUCCGCUCGCCGUGCCGUGGCGCCGGCAUGUUUGUGGGCUGGAUGGAGCGGGUGGAGGAAAGCGUGUGCCGGGGGAUUGAGGCUGGUCCCGUCCAGAGCCCGCAGCGGGACACGGCCCGGGGCUGCAGGGAAGCUGUUGCGGGAUGGAGAGGACAGGAAAGCAGUGAUCUGUGUUGAGGGGAACAUUGCCAGUGGGAAGACAACAUGUCUGGAAUAUUUCAGCAAAACCAGCAGUAUCGAGGUCCUUACAGAGCCAAUCUCUAAAUGGAGAGAUGUCCGAGGGCACAACCCUCUGGCUUUAAUGUACCAGGAUCCUCAGCGCUGGGGCAUCACGCUACAGACCUACGUUCAGCUCACUAUGCUGGAUCGACACCUGUCAGCUGUGGCAGCUCCUGUUAGGAUGAUGGAGAGAUCUCUCUUCAGCGCCAAGUACAUCUUUGUGGAGAAUCUCUUCAGAAGUGGGAAAAUGCCAGAGGUGGACUAUGCUGUUCUCAGCGAGUGGUUUGACUGGAUUACAGCUAACAUUUGCAUUCCUGUUGAUCUCAUUGUUUACCUGCAGACGUCUCCUCAGACCUGCCAUGAAAGGUUAAAGCAGCGAUGCAGAGAAGAGGAGAAAGUCAUUCCACUGGAGUACCUUGAGUCCAUUCACCAGCUUUAUGAGGAGUGGCUAAUCAGGCGUAGCUCCUGGCCUGUUCCUGCUCCUGUGUUGGUGAUUCCUGCUGACCACAACCUGCAGAGGAUGCUGCACCAGUACGAAGAGAACCGAGCCAAGAUCCUAGCAGCAAGUCUCUGAUGCCCGAACACGCACUCAUGCUAACCCCAACCUGACAGGAAGCUGUUACAGCACAUUUUUUAAGCUGUUUCUGAUCUUACACCUCGUCACAUGUGACAUUUUUGUAUGCACUCCCAGGUCAGCCAUUCCUAUUCAUGAAGACCAAUCUCAGUACAUUUAAUUGCAGUAUUAAAGUAAAAUGUAAUCGAUGUGCUCACAAGAAACUAUCGAGAAACUGAACAUGAGAGCGGAUCAUUCCAGUGCUCGAGCCCAAGCCUGUCAGCCUUCAAAGAUGCUGCGCGCUCAGGCUGGUCCUUGCAUCUUAUCUGCUGAGUUUUUCCUGAGAGCGUGAUUAAUCCUCUGAGUCUGAGGAAGUGUGUAAGUGAAAACUCUUCAUACAGAACAAGUCCAGUGACAGCGUUGUGUCACUUCAGACCACAAGUUAUAGGUCCUGGUCUGAUCACUCCUCUGUCCUUUACCUGCCUGCAUCUGCUCUGCCACCUGAAUGAAGGAGCCUAUUUCCAUGACAACAUUUAGUCAGUGUUUGAACAGGCUGUGUGAUCCGGCACUGUGAAAAAUCUGCAGCCACUGACAGCCUGACGCCCUGGAGCCUUGAACUCGGGGACACGUUGGAGCUUCCUGAGUGAUGCUGUGGGCUCUCUGCCUUCUCUUUCCUUACCCGGAUGAUUGAGCGUACUUAAAGACUCACUGCCAGGUCACAUGACUGAUCAGUCGAGUUUACAGCGCUUGAAGGAUCAAGCAGAGUUGGCUGCAUUGUGUUAGGAAUGAAAUGUGUGUAAAAAUUUGUGUUUUAUUUUAUACACUUUGCAAUUGUGCUCAUUGAGAGUUGGCACUCUGUGUAAUAAAAGUCAAAAGCAUCAAGUAAACAAUAUGAUUGAACUGAA
Molecule: messenger RNA, 1800 nt
Organism: Pundamilia nyererei
Lineage: Eukaryota; Metazoa; Chordata; Actinopteri; Cichliformes; Cichlidae
Gene: tk2
Product: thymidine kinase 2
Exons: 10
Coding region: 101-916 (271 amino acids)
Biological process (GO): nucleobase-containing compound metabolic process
Cellular component (GO): mitochondrion; cytoplasm
Molecular function (GO): ATP binding; deoxynucleoside kinase activity
Source: RefSeq, a predicted model, not a curated record